UAUUGCAUUAGCUGUAUAGCAUCAGAGCUUGAAGUCUGUGUAUAAAAGUACGACUAGAUCUAGGUUGAUUCAACAUGCCGGGCCAAAACGGACAAUUGGAUCUAAAGAACAAACAAGGUGGAAAAUUAUUUGGUCAGCUGAAAAACAGGCAAACUGAAGAAUUAACAUCGAUAAAUCAGGCGUACUUAGAGGAUGACUCGUUACAGGAAAUAGAAGAUUUACCCGAGAAACUCAACAAAUACAGAGAUCAAUUCAUGGAGUUUGAUUUAGACAACUCCGGGGAUAUUGAUAUCAUGGAAUUGAAACAGAUGAUGGAGAAGCUGGACUGCGCUAAGACACAUUUAGAGCUGAAGAAGAUGAUUGCUGAGGUGGACACGACGGGGUCGGGUACUAUCCUGUACAGGGAGUUUCUCGAUAUGAUGUUGGGCGGAAAGUCAACAGUCCUCAAACUUAUUUUGAUGUUCGAAGAGAAGAUGCGUGAGAAGGAAAGGCCAUCUGGACCACCUCCCAAGCGGGAUCUGAGUAGUCUCCCGUGAAUAUGGUGCCGAAGUGAAAUACCCAGGAUGGAUGAGGAUCGUCUUGAAUGUGUGAAUGAGGCUUUGGAUGGAUGGCUAUGUCUGUUGGUUAGAUGAUAUGACGAAUGAAAGAAGAAUGUAUGGGUGAUAGCACAGUUUUGAUUUUUAUUUGUUCCUUUUUUUUCAUAAAUACCACGCAACACUAUAUUUUUUCAAUUAAAAUGUUAUGUAUGUAUAUUGUCAUUCCAAACAUUCUUAAUUCGCCAUUUAUCUAAAAGGACUUUUAAGGAAUUAAAGGUUUAUAGAAAGUCGAUAUAACAUGUUUUUAUUUCAGUGAUAUUUGUUUUUCAUUAUGUAUCAUUUUGAAUUAAGCAUCACAUACACAAUACAGUGUAGUGUUGUGACGCCAUUCCUAUUGUAAUCGUUGUUAAUAAUGUACAGGAUAUGUCAGAUUAAUGAUUAAAUAAAAUGCAAUCACUACAU
Messenger RNA from Pecten maximus, 998 nucleotides. Its product is annotated as allograft inflammatory factor 1-like. NCBI's taxonomy places the organism in Eukaryota, Metazoa, Mollusca, Bivalvia, Pectinida, Pectinidae. Gene Ontology annotation, cellular component: ruffle membrane; actin filament. Bases 75 to 536 code for a protein of 153 amino acids. The transcript has 6 exons. The record is from RefSeq and is a predicted model, not a curated record. Gene Ontology annotation, molecular function: actin filament binding; calcium ion binding. Gene Ontology annotation, biological process: actin filament bundle assembly; ruffle assembly.